This is a messenger RNA of Closterium sp. Naga37s-1, 5781 nucleotides long. The record is from the annotation of a GenBank genome assembly. Lineage: Eukaryota; Viridiplantae; Streptophyta; Zygnematophyceae; Desmidiales; Closteriaceae.
AUGGAGAAUUCGAGGAGAGGCUUAGCGGAGCUGCUGGCGCCGUCCCCGAUACAGUCCGCCCCGCUUCUGGAGAUUAUCACUUUGGAGGAAUUCGAGUGUGGAGUAAGGGAGCGGUGUGGGCCAGAAGCGGUGCCAGCGCAACACGCGGCGGAAUUCCAGGCGGAUUUUCAGGCUGCCGUGGAUUUUAUUUUGUUGGAAGACUUUGAUGGGGGGAUUGAGGGGAAAGGAGCGCGUUCGGCGGCGGACGAAGCGGAAGGGCGGUUGCAGGAGGAAGGCUCGGGUCUCGUUAUUGGACAAGGAAGAGACGCGUUGGAUGAGAGCGGGGAUGUCGUGAUCCGCGGGCGGGGGAUUGCAGAUGCUGCUGCGGCGCUGCGGAGCAUAUGGGCGGAGGAGGAUAUGGAGGGGUUGGAGAUUGAGGGGAUAGAGUGGGCAGGCGCAGGGGGAGGCGCAGGGGGGGAAGCGGGCGGAGAGGGAGGGGUAGGCGGGGGGGUAGGAUGGGAAGGGUUGUUGCUAGAGUCGUUGGGCAGAGCGGGAGCAGCAGCAGGAGGAGGAGGAGCAGGAAGGGGAGCAACAGGAGCAGGGGGCCGGUCAAGAGGCAGAGGCAGGGCACGAGAGGACCUAGGAGGCGGCUUGAUUCUAGAAUCCCUAAGCAGUUUCAGCAGCGCGCGCGCCAACGUGUGCGUCUACUCGGGCCGGUGGCAGUACGAGGCCACUCUAGGCUCCUCCGGCAUUCAGCAGAUUGGCUGGGCGACAUUGGCAUGCCCGUUCACUGCAGAGGAGGGCGUGGGGGACGCGCCUGACUCGUAUGCGUUUGAUGGGAAGAGGGUGCGGAAGUGGAGUGGGUGGUCGGCUCAGUACGGGCAGCCGUGGGCGGCGCAUGAUGUGAUUGGCUGCUGUAUUGACCUGGAGGGGGAUGGCGGUGUGGUGGGAGGUGAGGGUGCAGGUUCGGAAGCUGCUGCUGCUGCUGCUGCUGCUGCUGCUGCUGGUAGUACUGCUGCUGGUGCUACUGCUGCUGCUGGUUCUGCUGGUAGUGUUGGUGCUGGUGGUGGCAGAAGGAGUGGCGGUGGUGUUGGUGCCGCUGGUGCUGGUGCUGCCGGUGGGGCAUCCAGUGGUGGCACGGCAGUGGGGAGAGUGACAUUCUACCGCAACGGGGAGUGUCUGGGAGUGGCCUUCACAGGAGUGAAGGCGCUACAGAGGGGCCUGGCCUAUUUCCCAGCCAUCUCCAUCUCCCACUGGGAGCGCUGCGAGCUUAACUUCGGUGCCCGCCCCCCCCCAUCGAGCCUGCCAUUCCGAACCUGUCCGCUAGGCCCGGAUGACGAGGUUCUCCUGGUGGAGCUCCUGUGUGAGAGGCUCGGGCCGUUGCUGCUGGCAGGGGGGGCGCGAAUGGAGGUGCAGAGUCAGAUGGGGAGGAGGGCAAGGGAGGGCAAAGGAGGGGGAGGAGUGGGAGAGGGUGUGGGGUGGGUGCGAGGGGGGUAUGCUGUAUGGGCCUCCCUGCUGCCUCUACUCCUCCAACUGGCGCCCAGACAGGGGCUAGUCACAGGUGGGGGGAAGCAGGGUGCAAACAGAAACAGCCUACAGCAGCAGCAGCAGCAAAAGCAGCAAGGGUGGAGGAUGGUAGACCGAGUAAUGGACUCGCUUCACCUGUGUCUGGAGGACCAUGAGUGGUCCGGGAUCAUCCCGGCCCUCAUGGACGCCCUAGCCUUCCACUCCCGAACCUCCCUCAUAGGUUCGGCUGCGUUCACAGUGCCGAACCUAGCCGGUGCAGGAGCAGAAGCAGUUUCCGGCUCGGGAAAACCCCCAGAGGUUUGGCAAGAGGGGCGGGAUCCGUACCCGUACCUAUCCCUGGCCUGCCACUUAGCUAAGCGACAGGAGGUGUUAAGCGCAUGGUGGGCAGCAGACGGAUUCUCCUCCAAUCUAGAGGCAUUUUUGACCCGCAAAGUAGCCACGAGGGUGGAUCUGCAGAGGCUGUUUGCCUCACUGUGGUGGGCUGGGUGCAAGGAGGAGGAUUGCAGUGCAGCAGCCUUGGAAAGAAGCAAGAAGGCGCUUGUGAAGGCAAUGUCUAGGGUGGAGCUUUGUCAAGUGUCGCUCUGCCGCUCGCUCCUCUUCUUUGUCCCCUCUAAGAGCAUGACCGGGGCUUCGUCGACUUAUUCGCUUGCGACUGGCGGCGUGCUUGCUCCGUUUCUGAGGAGCCUCAUUCGCAAGAACCGGGCGGCGAACAGGAAUAUUGUGCCGCCCGGGCUCUCGGAUAGUAGCGUGCUGGUGACGGCGUUUUUUGUCCUCUUGCGGCUGUUGUGGGCGGGGCUGGUGGGCCGUGGAGGCGGGAAACUGCAGAAGACAAAGAGAGCUGGGGUUUUAAGAGGGUCACAUGUCUUAGUAGAAUCAGGGAGUGGAAGAGAGGGAGAAGCAGAGGGAAUGGAGGUUGAUUUUGAAAGAGGAACGUCAGGGAGGGAGGGUAGGCGGGUGGGGAAGGUAGAGAGGGAGGGAUGGGAAGCGGAGGAAGAGGAGGAGGAAGAGGAGGAGGAGGAGGAGGAGGAGGAGGAGGAGGAGGAGGAGGAGGAGGAGGAGGAGGAGGGGGAAGAGGAAGAGGAGGAGGAGAGCGAGGAAGUAUCAAUGCUGCCUUGGCCAAGAACACCCUCUGGGGCCAUUAGGAGCAGCUGGAGGGAGCGACAAGAGGCAAGCAGUGCCUUGGAUAGCAGCAGCAGCAUAGCAGCUGUUACAGCCACUGCCACUGCAGGCAUCAGCUUAGGUGCCACCGGCACUGCUGCCAUCCCUGCAGGGGGUUACCUGCAGCGUCACGGGCCGUGGAAGUUUCCUGUGGCCUUCUUCCUGCACCCGGAUUUGCAUUACUUUGACUUGCCACGCCUGGGCGGGCUGUUCAGCCACGUGGCCAAGACCUUCCCCCUCUCCGCUCCCCAGGACUUUGCCAGCGUGGCAUGGAGUGAUGAUGACGUGGAUGAUGAUCAUUGGGCGGCAGGAGAGGAGGGGGAGGGGGAGGCGGGUCGGGGAACGGGGGAGAGGAGAAGGGAGGAGCGGGGGACGGGGGGAGGAGGUACAGGGGAAGGAGGGGGAGCAGGCGGGGGGAGGAGAGCAGAGGGAGUGCAAGAGAGGGAAAUGGGAGGAGGGAGGAGUGAGGGGGAUGUUGAACGUGAGGGGGAGGAGAGGGGUGAGGAGAAGGCGGAGAGGGGGAAGGGGGAGGAGGAUGAGAGGGAGGUGCUUCUGCUGGACAUGGCAGUGCUGCUGUUCCACCUCAGGGGCGUGGGUGCCUUCAAACAGGCGGCGCUACAGCAGCAGGGCAUGGUGCAGGCGGUGGCACAGCUGGACGCGGACAGGCAGAUCGAAGCCUUCCUCCAUCCCUCCUACUCCCGCCUUCACCUCUCUCCCACUACUCCCUCUCCCGCCCCCUCCCCCUCCCCCGUUCCCCAGGCAGCACUGCAGCAGCAGGGCAUGGUGCAGGCGGUGGCGCAGCUGGAAGAUGCGGACAGGCAAAUCGCUGCUGCCAUUGGGGGGCGCACGGAGGGAGCUGCAACAGGGGGCGCUGCAGGGGGGUUGGGGGCAGGUGGAGAAGCAGGCACAGGGGCGGCGACAGGGGCGGCGACAGGGGCGGCGACAGGGGCGGCGACAGGGGCGGCGACAGGGGCAGGCCAAGGGGGAGGGGCAGCGGCAGGGGAAGAAGAGGGGGCUGAUGUGGGCGCUGCAGGAGCGGCAGCAGGGGCGGGUGUACCUGCAGUGGCAGCAACAGGGGGAACUGCGGGAGCCUCUGGGGGAGGUACAGCUGCCAGGGGAGGUGCAUCUGGGGGAGGUGCAUCUGGGGGAGGUGCAUCCGGGGGAGGUGCAUCUAGAGGGGCCUUGGGAGGGUCAGUGCGGGCGCAGCAGUUGAGGGAGGCGAGGCAGGUGUUCCGAGAGGACGUGGAUGAGAGUGUGAGGCUUGCAGUGUGGUGGAGAGCGGUGCUGGGCGGUGCGGCGUGGAAGCAGAGGGCGCUGGUGGGGGUGAGCAGGAGGGUGAGCUCGCUGCUGCUGGCUGCCAGCAAGCGGGGCCACAUCUUUGCCUAUGUGCCCGAGGUCUACCUGGAAGCCAUGAUCGAGGCCUUCCAUGCCUUCAGGCGUUGCGACCCGCCUCUCUUCCGCCUCCGCCACUCCGUGCACCACCUUGCGCCCUUUAUAUCCUUCCUGCUCACGCGAUUCAGCGAUGCAAGGAUCGCCAAUCCAGACACCAGAGACCAGCUGCUACAGACGCUCUCUGUGCUGCUACAGCUGCCGCCCUUCUCCGUUGCACUAGAGACAAACAAGGCCGCUCGCACGUGCUUCAUGCCCAGCCUUCUCAACGCAUUUGACCAGCGCUUCUGGAUACCCGUCUCUCAGAUCCUCCUGCGUCUUUGUGUGAGCAACCCCUUCGGAGGCCCCUCCAGCUUCCCCUCGCUCUCCCUCUCCUCCUCCUCCUCCACACCCUCCCUCUUCGCGCCUCUCUUCCAGCACUCCCUUCACCAGUUGUACCUGCACCAGCCGAGCCUCUUCUCUCCUUUCCUAAACCGCCUCUUCAACACUCUCAACUGGACUCUCACAGAAUUCCUGGUGGCUUUGAAAGAGGUGCAGGACUUGCAGCAGCAGGAGGAGGAGCAGCGGCGGCGGCGGAACCGGCGGCAGCAGCAGCAGCAGGCGUGGGAGCUGCAGCAGCGCAAGUGCAGUGUCAUGUUUGACCUUACUUGUAACCUUGCUAGGCUGUUGGAAGUUCUCUGUGAGGCUUCUCCGGAGGUUUUUCUCUCUUUGAAGGGGGGAGGGGGCCGGGAAAAAGGGGAGAAGGCUCUAGAAGGGGGUGAAGCAGGAGGAGCAGCAGCAGCUGCGGGAGGAGGAGGAGAGGGAGGAGAAGGAGGAGGUGAAGGAGAGAUGCAAGGAGUUUCAGGAGGAGAAGAGGGGAGCAGGGCCAGGGUGGAGCUAGUCACUCAGGGCGAGGGAGAGGGAGGAAGAGAGUCCAUUGAAGCUGAAGGAGAAGCAAUGACAGCACUUGCACCUGCCACCACUCCUGCUUCCUCCACAUCCCCUGCGCCGUCUGCAUCCUCUGCUCCCUCUGCAUCUGACUGCUCUCUCGAUCCUGAGAUGAACCGCAUGCGGCUGUUUGAGCUGCUGCUCUUCAUCCUCAACCACACGUGCUCGGGUGCUGAUGCACGCGCUCUUGACGGUGUCCUGCAGGACCACGUGUCCCCAUCGGACCAAUCAUCCCGCCCCAUGGUGCUCGCGCCUCUCGUGGGCAUCAUGGGCGGCCUCUUCUCGCAUGCUCAGCGGGCCAAUGGGAGCGCGCCAGCUGGCAUGGUGCGGUCGGUGCUGCAGGCGGAUCCCUCUCUUGAUUGCCUGGGCGGGCUUGAGUACCUGCUGGGGUUCGACUGGGAGAGUGAGUUCAGCAGCCCCCCCUCAGCGUGCCUGGCGGAUCUGCGCCUCUUUGUGGAUCAGCUCAGGGUGGAGCAGGCUGCUCGCAAGGCGGCAGCAGAGGCCGCUGCUGCUGCCGCUGCAGGCCGCGCCAAGAAGGGCAAAGAUCACAUGCAGGAGCAAGGCCCCACCGCAGAGGGGAUGGCUGGGGCUGGUGCUAGUGCUGGCACAGGGGAGGGGGAGGUUGAGGAGGAGGAGGAAGAGGGCGAGAUGUGCAGCAUCUGCUACGCGGCUCCCAGUGACACCCAGUUCAUCCCCUGCGGUCACUCCUCCUGUGAGCGCUGUGUGGCGCGGCACCGCCUCAACAGCCCCCGCUGCUUCUUCUGCAAUGCUGUCAUCGAGCGACUGGUGGCGAAGCAUUGA